This is a messenger RNA of Diabrotica virgifera virgifera (western corn rootworm), 1758 nucleotides long. RefSeq names its product zinc finger protein 888-like. Gene Ontology annotation, biological process: regulation of transcription by RNA polymerase II. Gene Ontology annotation, molecular function: RNA polymerase II cis-regulatory region sequence-specific DNA binding; zinc ion binding; DNA-binding transcription factor activity. The record is from RefSeq and is a predicted model, not a curated record. Bases 180 to 1484 code for a protein of 434 amino acids. Lineage: Eukaryota; Metazoa; Arthropoda; Insecta; Coleoptera; Chrysomelidae. The transcript is spliced from 5 exons. Gene Ontology annotation, cellular component: nucleus.
CGUGGAAUUUACGAGACUAGCUCGGUCUGUAGAUCCUUGUUAAUUACUGACAUUAAAAUGUCUUAAAUAUAGGCAACACAAAAGUCACAACCAAAAAAUAGAAACAUAACCUCAAUUAAUCAAAAGAACCAAAAUAAUGAAUUUAAACCAAUAAAAUAGAAAAAUUAUGUGCUAAUGAAAUGGAUACAGAAGCAAUAACUUUAUCAGAUAAAAUGUGUAGAACUUGUUUAAAAGAAGAAGCUCAAAAGAAUAUAUUUGACCUACAUAAGCCCUCUUCAACAGAUUAUGCCUCAAUUUUGAAGUCUUGUGUUUAUUUGGAGGUUAAUAAAGAAGAUGAUCUGCCAAAAAAUAUAUGUACAAAGUGUUUAAAAAUCCUCCUUGGAUUUCACAAAUUCAAAGUAACUGCAGUUGAAAAUGAAUAUAAGUUAAAGAGAGCUCUAGAACAUAAAUUAAGGGAGGAAGCUAAUCAACCCACUGUUUUUACAAUACAGUCUAUACAAGAAGUUAAAAUAGUUGAUGGGGAAAUUGAACAGGUUGAAAAUGAUGUGAUGCCACCUCUAGCCCAAACCUUUGAAGUUGUAUCAGCAGUCCUCAUAAACAACAAUCCCAAACCAGUACCUGACGCCCAACACGCAACACAGGAUGAACCUAAUGAGACUAUCAGUACCGACGAUCUUACUUUUGUAACAGAUUCAGAUUCAUCAGAUUCGGACAGAGAAAAUUCCAAGUCUGAUCUAGAAGAUACUUUCAAAAUAAAACCUGGUGUCAAAUGCACUGAAUGCGGAAAGAUAUUAAGCUCUAAAAGGAAUCUAAAUCAACAUAUGACAGUACAUACCAAAAAGAAACCGUACAGUUGCAAUAUUUGUGAUAAAAAGUUUACUAGAGCAGAGCAUGUAUUGAUACAUAAGAGGAUACACACAGGAGAGCGUCCACACAAGUGCCUCAUCUGUAAGAAGACAUUUAUCCAGUAUGCUACAUUGAAAGCCCAUUUAGGAACCCACAGUAACGAAAAGCCACACAUGUGCACAGUCUGUGGUAAAUCUUUUAAACAAUCAGCAUCCUUAUCAACACAUAGUAGAAUACAUACGGGAGAAAUUCCAUAUGUGUGUGAGCUGUGUGGAAAAGGAUUCAGAACUGCAGGAACACUGAGCAUACACAUGAGGUUCCACAGCAAGGAACGACCUUUCAUCUGCAUUCAAUGCGACAAAACAUUCGUGACCAGUUCUCAUCUACGAGUUCACCACAAAUCCCAUACUGGAGAAAAACCACACAAGUGCAUCAUUUGUUACAAAGCAUUUGCGAGGAGUGAGCAUUUGAAGUCUCAUUUGGUAAUUCAUAGCGGUAGGAAACCGUAUCAAUGCAAGCUGUGUCCAAAAAAGUAUACUCAAAGUAGUCACCUGAGAAGGCACGCCAAAGCCGUACAUGAGAGCAAAGGUACCAUAGAAGGAUCCAAGGGGGACACGGGGAUAUUCGUUUAUGAUUGAUAGAUUUUCUGAUAGAAAUUGAUAAGAUUAAAAUAGUAUGUAUUUUAUAUUAACUUUAAAAUAAAUAGGGUUUUCGUUUCUUCGAAGUUCUCGAGUACUGAGGUCUCGAUUCUUGAAAAUAUUGGAUUCUGUCCAUUGUUAAUCACAACCAACUCGAUAUUUAAAAGUAAUAAAGAGAGUAUUUAUUAUGUGUUAUAGUGUAAAUUGUAAAUAUGUAUUUAGAAAUAUAUUAUAUAUAAAUAUUUAUCUAAUAAAUGGGACAUAAUUGUGCAAA